GGGGGGCAGCGGGGCGCCUCGGCGCGGCUCCCGGCUCCCCCCGCUCCCCGCCGCAGGGUGCGCGGAGCUCCGCCGGGGAAGGCUUUGGGGGGCCAUGGAGAACGGUUCGGCCAGCCCGGGAGCCGCGCUGGGAGGCAGCGGCAACCAGACCCUGGGCAGGAUGCCCCGGCAGCCCCUGGAGCUGCAGGUGGUCACCAUCCUGCUGGUGCUGCUCAUCUGCGGGGUGGGUAUCGUGGGCAACGUGAUGGUGGUGCUGGUGGUGCUGCGCACCAAGCACAUGGUGACCCCCACCAACUGCUACCUGGUGAGCCUGGCGGUGGCUGACCUCAUCGUGCUGCUGGCAGCCGGGCUGCCCAACAUCUCCGAAGUGGUGGCUUCUUGGGUGUAUGGCUACGCCGGCUGCCUCUGCAUCACCUAUUUGCAGUACUUGGGCAUCAACAUCUCUGCCUGGUCCAUCACAGCCUUCACGGUGGAGCGUUACAUUGCGAUCUGCCAUGCCAUCAAAGCUCAGCUCCUGUGCACUGUGUCCCGUGCCAAGCGCAUCAUCUCCUCGCUGUGGCUCUUCACCUCCCUCUAUUGCCUCAUGUGGUUCUUCUUGGUGGACACAACCCAGGUCACCUUCUCGGAUGGGGCACAGGUCAGCUGUGGCUACCGGGUCUCCAGAAGCCUUUACAUGCCCAUUUACUUCUUGGAUUUUGCUGUCUUCUAUGUCAUCCCUUUGGGGCUGGCAACUGUCCUCUACGGCCUCAUUGCCCGCAUCCUCUUCAUGAGCCCCUUGCCCACCACCCCGCAGCACUCCUGCCUGGGCUCCACGCACCAGGGCGGCUCCCUCAAGCUCUCCUGCCGGGGCAAGAAGGGGGCCCUGAGCUCCCGCAAGCAGGUGACCAAAAUGCUGGCUGUCGUGGUGGUCCUCUUCGCCUUUCUGUGGAUGCCUUAUCGCACGCUGGUGGUGGUGAACUCCUUCAUGGACCCUCCAUACCUGAACAUCUGGUUCCUUCUCUUCUGCCGCAUGUGCAUCUACCUGAACAGUGCCAUCAACCCCAUCAUCUACAACCUCAUGUCACAGAAAUUCAGGGCUGCCUUUAGGAAGUUAUACAAGUGUGAAAAGAAGAGUGCUGAGAACCCUGCGCCGUACACCGCCCCAGUGUACUACAGUGUUAUGAAGGACUAUUCUCAUGACAGCUCCGAUCUCAACAUCACCAAACAAGAAGAUCUGAACAGUGUCCCUGCAACUUCAAAGAAGAACAAGCCUGCCAAAUAAAUCCUGGGACCCUGAAACAACGCAGGCACUGGGAGCUAUGUGGCUGUAUGCACCGUGUUGUGAAAGUGCCAGCAGAAAUUGCUUUGGUGUUCCAGCAAGCUUAGUUUAAUACCUCUCCUGGGCAUUUAACAAAACAGAUUCUUAGAGGCAGAUUAAUUUGUUUUACUUUAAUGCUAAUUUAUUCUUGUUUGGUGAAGUGUUAGGCACAGGUCAAUGUUUAGCAUCUUUAAAGAAGCUGUAGUUAAAUAUAGCAGUGCAAUGCCAUUCUGUGUUACAUGCAAAUGCAACUGUUUGUUGUGGGCCAGAGCACUGAAAGGAAAUCCAGGAAGAGGGCAUUCAAGGAAACAACAACAAUAAAAUCCAACGAAAAGCCAAACCAAGCAACCAACCAAAAACAAACAAACAAAUAAAACCCACAAAAAACCAAAAACCAAACAAAAAAACCCCCAACAACUUCAUUCUGCUCAACCAUUUUUUUUUCUUUCAGGCUGACAUUCACCUACUCGAAUGUACAUGCCUGUAACACAGACACCCUAUGUGAGCUGUUCCUUUAGAGGCGUUUUAGAGUUGAUGGGGACAAUCAGGCACUUCCAGGAAGCGGCUCCUCUCAUCUCAGCAUAGUACUCCGAGGAAGACACGUACCUCAGGAGGAGAUGAAUGCCCCCCCCCAAGAUAUGACUAUUUCUGUCCACUGACUGUAAAGGGACUCUCUCAGGUGGAGACUCCUAUGUUAGGAAUAACUGAAGUUGGGUGUCAUGAACCUCACCUUAUGCUUCUGGAAAUAUUGCUGUGCUGGUAGAACAUAAACCCAAGGUCCAGAUGAGUUGGAUUUGUUACAGAAAAAUUAACAAACUAAUAAUGAGUGUUUCUUAAGGUAAUAGUAAUACUUCCAUCAUUGUGGUCUAAGCUUCUGGAUAAUUUUACUUUCUCUGCCCAAAUUCCUCUAGUUGCUUUAGCUGGGUACCGUAGUCUUGUCCUGCAAACCCCAGUGUGCUGUAGCUGUGUACUGUCGAGCAGCGUUGCUCUCCGUCCCAGCUAUGGUUGCAUUUCAAUGGCAGGUGAAGCAAUUCUCUUACUUCCUGAAAAUAAUUUGUGAAAGCCCAUCAAGUGUUUUGUGGUAAGUCACACACUGACUAUAAAACAUUAGCCAUACUCAUUGCUGCUAUCAUCUUGUGAGCAAAGUGGAAAGUCAUACCUGAGGCAUCUAAGAAACCAGCCCAAGGACACUUGCCCCAGACUUGCAAGAGACUAGCUAGACUAGGAGUGAAAUGUAGACGAUUACACAUGAGCCAAAUGCUCAGACUCUUGCCAAAUAAAACAAGUGUCAGCCACCAGUAACCCUCCAGUGACUGUAAAAGGUAUUUAAACACCCAGUUCAGCCUCACUCUUCAACAGAGUUUUUUGCUAAACUGUAGUGUUAAACAAUCUUAGAAUUUUGCAUACACUUUGGAAAAUAUCUGUGUGAUAUUUUUAUGAGCACAGGCCAUUAAAUAACCGUUCUGUGUCUAUGGGAAAUUGCUUCCCUGGGCGAGCCAGGACAAGGCCUCACCUCUCACUGACGUGUUGGGAACUGUCCAGGAUCAAUUUCGCUUGAUGUAGGGUGGCUUUGCAUAUACGAUUAUUAUAUUAUGAGUUAUUAAACUAUCUAUUUUGCCUCCAAAAUAACUGAAGGACGAGGAAAGAGAACAUUGGGUUUUGCAAUUAUUUGAAACUGUGUGUGUUUGGAAUUCAAGGAUUCAUGCCAUUUCUGGGCUCUUUUGCGUAUAUUGGGAAUUUAGGAACAAAGUUCCUUUUUAUUGUUAUUAAGGAAAUUUUGCACAGAGAUUUGGGAUUUGCUUCUUGAAGAAAACGGAAGUGGUUAUGCUA
This is a messenger RNA of Phalacrocorax carbo (great cormorant), 3127 nucleotides long. NCBI's taxonomy places the organism in Eukaryota, Metazoa, Chordata, Aves, Suliformes, Phalacrocoracidae. The record is from RefSeq and is a predicted model, not a curated record.